AUGUCCACAUGCGCGGUUGACAUCCGCGACCAUUCGAGGCUGCGAAGCCUGUUUGCUGAAAAGGGUGCUGCCAUUCGAUUCUUUCACUUCGAGUCGUGUACCAAUCCCAGCGGGCAGCUUAUGGACUUUGCAUUCCUCAAAGAGCUGCGACAUCUGGCGCCGCACUGUAUCUUCGCAUGUGAUAACACGUGGCUUUCUGGUGCUCUUUUCAACCCCUUCGAGCAUGGUGCCGACAUCGUUCUAGAAAGUAUGACGAAGUACGUCUCAGCUGGCCGAUGCAUUGGGGGCUUCGUGGCCGGCGCCAGCUCCUUGAUGGCUCCGGUUCUCUCCUGGAUCAAAGCCUUUGGCGUGUUCGUAGGUGCUGACCAUUGUGAGAUCUUCUCGCAAGGCUUGCAGACGAUAAACAGAAGGAUGACGGCCACAUCAGCCACGGCAGAAGCACUUGCUGCGUAUCUGGAAGCGCAUCCAGCUGUCAACCGGGUCAUGUAUCCAAUGCUCUCAUCGCACCCGACCUACCACCUCGCCCGGCUCUAUUUGACUCGUGGAGGUCCGGGCUGCAUCUGGUUUCAUGUCAGCGCUAGCAAGAAGACCGUCAUGAGUGUGCUGACCCGCAGUGACGGUCCGAGCUUCGCUGGCCCGGAAUGCAAGACUUCCUUCGGUGCCGCCUCCUCCCGUGUCGAUCCCUGGCCGCAGCCUGCACCAUCGGAUGCUUGCGAUUGGCCGCGCAAAGCUCAGGAGGGGCUGCCGGGGACUUGGAUCCGCCUGGCAGUUGGCCACGCUGAAGCCUUGGAGAAGACGAAGACUGCCGUGGAAGUCCUGCUCGCCCAGCUAUGUCCAUUGGCCACCGCGACGUCCACAGCGGCGACGCCAACCCCGAAGGAGGUACGACAGGAGGACACUCUCCAACCAGAAGCUCACAGCAUGCGCUGGAAGCGUCGCUCUUAA
Molecule: messenger RNA, 945 nt
Organism: Symbiodinium sp. CCMP2456
Lineage: Eukaryota; Dinophyceae; Suessiales; Symbiodiniaceae
Source: the annotation of a GenBank genome assembly